This is a messenger RNA of Cetraspora pellucida, 1488 nucleotides long. Lineage: Eukaryota; Fungi; Glomeromycota; Glomeromycetes; Diversisporales; Gigasporaceae. The record is from the annotation of a GenBank genome assembly.
AUGUCUAAUACUAACCCUAUCAGAAAAAAAAGAAAAGUCACCAAAACAAAAGCCUAUUCAACCUCGUCCAUUGCUUCUAGUAACAUAUCAAACCCAAGAGCAAAUGCUAGUUUUGCUCGUUUUUUUUAUCAGGAUGACGAAAUUGAUAGCACAGUUACAUAUUGUAAACUUUGCAGUCUGGAAUUAGAUGAACUGGACGGAAUUCAAGCACAACCGUAUCCCUAUAGCAAAUCAGGAAGUAGCACAGGAAACUUAAUAAAACAUUUACGUGAAAAACAUAAAAUAAAUUCAAAGAAUUAUAAAAGAUACCUCGAUGAUAACGAACAACCAAUAAUAAACAGAUCAGUUGAAUCAACGGAUCUUGACUUACCUUCUUUGUCACCUGAGCAACAACCAAUGCUUAUGCUUGUGACUUCACUACGAAAUAAGACAGAUGCCAUAUCCAGACGAGAAGGUGAAAAACUUCUGAAACUAUGCUUAACUGCGGAAGAACAAGAGUUUGUAAAACAAAUGGUUAAUAUUCUAAAACCAUUUGAAGAGAUUACAAGACACAUUUGUGGAUCGAAGUAUCCUAUUUUGAAUCUUGUACAUCCUUAUAUUAGAACUCUAAAAAAUAAAUUUGCUCCAAAAACUGAAAAUGGCGAAUUAUUUGAAGCUUGGAUCAAUCUCAUUUAUGGCUCAGAAGAUCUAGAUACUAACAAUGAUUCAAGUUUUAGCAGUGAUAAUGAAGCUGACAUACCAUCAGCAGGAAAUCGGCGACAAUGGCAAUAUGCACAUCGAAGUGCAUAUCGUCGUAAAAAUCAUGUUAAUCAUAGAAAAAAAAAGAAGACCCUUACAGAGUUGGAUGAUUCUAAUACUGUAGAAUAUUUGUCACCUGUAAAUUGUUCUGGGCUUUUAGAAAAAGCCCAAGCCGCUAUUUUUUUGUCCCUUGAUGAAUUGUGGAGCGCAUCUAAUGAAAUGGGAUUGAAAGCUUCUAUUUUAGAUCCACGAGCACUAAAGUUGCUUCCAUUUGCCACAAUUCAAGAGCGAGAAAAAACUGAAGCUCAAAUUCGUACAGAAUUAUUAUUACUUGAGGCCCAACUAAAUAACUCAAGUAAUAAUGAAGAAAUAGAAAAAAGUUCUGUAAUACUAAAUGAAGAUCCUCAGGAUUCUUUGAGUGCUGAACUAUGGGGAUCAUGCUUAAUACCUGACAAUAUUUUUACUGAAGAUGAGUUUACACGAUACAUGAAGGAACAAAUAGCACAUAAAAAUCAAAAUCCUUUGAUUUGGUGGGAGGAUAGACGUACAAGCUAUCCUUUUCUUGGCCAACUGGCCCGUAAAUAUUUGUCUAUCCCCGCUACAUCGGUUCCAUCAGAACGCUUGUUUUCAGAUGCAAACAUCCAUAUUUCAGCUAGAAGAACUCGCCUUGACCCCCAUUUAGUAGAUAAGAUGUUAUUUUUAAAGAGAAAUGCUGACCAUCACUCUAUGUUUCCAUCUGACAAUAAUUAA